Messenger RNA from Aspergillus campestris IBT 28561, 980 nucleotides. RefSeq names its product NAD(P)-dependent oxidoreductase. The record is from RefSeq and is a predicted model, not a curated record. Gene Ontology annotation, molecular function: NAD binding; NADP binding; oxidoreductase activity, acting on the CH-OH group of donors, NAD or NADP as acceptor. Lineage: Eukaryota; Fungi; Ascomycota; Eurotiomycetes; Eurotiales; Aspergillaceae. Bases 31 to 975 code for a protein of 314 amino acids. The transcript has 5 exons.
CAAUCCAGCAAGCAGAUCCACCUCAUCAAGAUGACCAGAAUCGGCUGGUACGGUCUCGGGUCCAUGGGCCUGGCCAUGGCCAACAACCUGCAACGGCACCUAGCCACCAAAAAUGCCCUGAGCCUGCUCUACAACAACCGCACCAUGGCGCGCGGCGACGCCCUCAAGGCGCUGGGCGGCACGCCCGAAGCUAGUUUCGAGCAGCUAAUCGGCAAGUGCGGCAUUAUCUUCACCAUGAUCUCCAACGACACCGUCCUCCAAAACCUCAUCAGCAAAGCCCUCGCAUCCGGCCACUCCCUCAAAGACAAAAUCUUCGUCGACUGCUCCACCGUGCACCCGCACACCGUCGGGCUAACCGUCUCCAAGCUCGCCGCGCAGCAAGCCUCCUUCGUCGCGGCCCCCGUCUUCGGCGGGAACCCCAUCGCCGUCGACGGCAAGUUGGUCUUCGCGAUGGCGGGGCCGAAGCGCGCUACCGACGCCGUGCGUCCUUUGAUUGAUGGCGUUAUGGGUCGGAGGGUGAUUGAGUGUGGGGAGGAUGCGACGCGGUCGUCGCUUUUGAAGAUUGCUGGAAACAUCGUCACCGUAAACCUAAUGGAAGCCGUCGGCGAAGCGCAAGUCUUCGCCGAGCGAACAGGCCUAGGAACCGCGCCCAUGGAGGAGCUAAUCGGUGAAGCAUUCGGGCCUGUCGCAGGAGGAUAUUCCAAGAGAUUAACAACAGGCGCCUACGCGCCCCCCCUCAGCACACGCCCCGGCUUCGGCGUCUCGCUCGCCAUCAAAGACGCGAACCACGCGCGCACGAUGGCAAAAGACCACAACGUCGAGUUGCCCGGGUUGGAGAUCGCGCAGGAGAACAUGGAGGCGGCGCGCGACUACGCGGGCGAGUGUCUCGAUAGUAGUGCUAUGUAUGGGGUUCUGCGGCAGAAGGCUGGGAUGGAGUUUUGGAAUGAGAAGAGUAGGGGUGGGGAUGGACAAUAGAUGUG